AUGAGUCUGAUCGUCCAGCGGGCGUGGCGACCCACGAGCACGAGCACGAGACCUCAUCGUGUCGCGACACAACGGCGCUUCAAGACAUUUCAGCGCAGGGUGGAUAAGAACGACCAAGUCUACUACACCAUAUCCAAGCGCCAGCCUGUUCAAGAUCCUAAUGCCGCCCCAGGCAACCAGCAGUUCUUUGAGAUGCCCAACCUGCUGCUGGACCUUGAUGCGGAGGGAUCUCGCAAUGUGCGCACAUUUGACGACAAGGACGAGGCACUGCAGCUGACAAAGUGGCGCGUCAAUCACAAACGAGAAGAAGUUAAGCUAAAGCUUGCCGAUUUGGAGAGCAAACUGGUUGAGUCGCGCAAACGAGCGCAAGAUAUUGCCGCCAGCCCGUCCAAUAUCUGGAGACUUAGCUCACACGACCUUCUGUCCGCUGCACUCCACGGGCCGCUCAGUAGCGACGGCGCUGCUCCCGCAGAGGCUCCAUGUCUAGACACUUUGGAAGGCUCCCACUUGAUCGAGGCCUUGCGUCGCGAAAACGGGAUCCCGGGUCAUGCGAGCGCCUCCGACGUCCUCCUAUUGGAAUGGAUGCUUCUGCGGAGCUACAGCACCGAUAGCGUGAAGAGCAAAAAUCGCGAAGCAGCACUCAGUUCCUCGGAGCUUGUAGAGGCUCUGCAAUCACAUACCUCUGUCGUCGGUAUACGACGGUUGUUACGCCAUAAUCUGUGGUCCUCUGCAAACAUCAAGACACACUUUGGUCCUCGGGCUAAAGCUGCUGCAGAUGUACCUAGCGAGAUUCGGAAACGCUGCAUCGAGAUACUCGAAUCGGAACAGGCGCGCAGAAAUCAGUUUGUGAGCUGCCUCGCACUAGUUGGCAGCUUGUUGGAGAAGUUGUCCAAGGACGGAAUGGAACCUGAUCACCGCUUGCUGGCUCUCGCUCUCAGAGUGUCUGCUCGUAGUGGCUCACUCGUCGUUAUGUCUGAGUGGAUUCGCCGAAUUCACUCGAGCAACUCGUGGAAACGAAGCCCCGAGAUUGUCGAAGAUGCGGCAGCAUGCAUGCAAAGUUGCUCCCAGUUGCUAGCAACGCAAUUGGGGACGGUGGCUGAUCGCCAGUUGCUGCUCCAGCUUUUGACUGGCCUCGACGAGAACGAACAGAUUGCGCCCGAAUCGCUGCGGUCUAUUAUGUUGAGCAGCAUGAAAGGAAACGGCUUCAAGACCGUCUCAAGCCAGGCAUGCGAGGCCUACGCCAAGGUUCUUGGUGAGCUUGGAGCUGUGCGGACCCUGCUGAAGGAAUCAGAGAGCACAGAGGAGGCCCUUCGAGAGGCUUGUAUCGGUGUGCUGAAGGGUACUCCGAAAUAUAGUGCAACUCUGAAGACUCAGGGUGUCAAGAUGUUGUCGAUUGAAGAGUGUGUUAGUAUGGAUUAUCAUGAUAUUACGGAGCAAGCGGCAUAA
This is a messenger RNA of Cordyceps militaris CM01, 1446 nucleotides long. RefSeq lists its product as uncharacterized. The record is from RefSeq and is a predicted model, not a curated record. The transcript has a single exon. The coding region runs from base 1 to 1446 and encodes 481 amino acids. Lineage: Eukaryota; Fungi; Ascomycota; Sordariomycetes; Hypocreales; Cordycipitaceae.